This is a messenger RNA of Closterium sp. NIES-65, 3525 nucleotides long. NCBI's taxonomy places the organism in Eukaryota, Viridiplantae, Streptophyta, Zygnematophyceae, Desmidiales, Closteriaceae. The record is from the annotation of a GenBank genome assembly.
AUGGAGCGAGACCGACGUCUUCCCGAGCAUGGAAUCCCACCAGAGCCUCCAACGGUCGACUCCGCCCACGCCGCCGCCGCCGCCGCCUUACCCUCCCCAAGGACCGACGUUGGGACGAUUCCCGGCUUCUUCGCAUCGGCGGAGCGCGCCCCGAGCACUUCCGGGAUUUUCGAGCGCGGCUCCGGCUCCUCGGGAGGAGUGGUCGAGCGCACCGGCAGCACUUCCCUUUACACCCCAAGAUGGGCACGUGGGGCGGCGGGAGCGCCCGUACCCCCUUCCGCCAUGGCCUCCGCGGCUGCCGCCGCAACAGCCGCCGCAUCAGCCUCCGCGUCUGCCGCCGCCGCCGCCGCUGCCGCAGCAGCCGUGCCUGGUUCGGACCCAACCACUCCUAGCGGCCCGUUGACGGCUCCGUUAGACGUCAGUUUUACGUCCACUAACCCUCCGACUCCGUUAGGGCUUCAGCAAGGCUUCCCGGGCUUCCGGCCGCGGGAUCCUGAGCACGACAGGCGGAAUCUAUCCAUGGAGAUGCCGGAACCCCCCCCUCGGCGGAGAACCCGCCCCGUCUCUUCCGCCAUCUACCCCCGUCCGCACCCCGUCGUUUCCCCCGGCGACGGCGCGGCACACCGCGGAAUGGGCAGCGAUUUGAGCGGAGACGCUCGGCUGUGGUCCCCGUCGCAGCAUCUCCAGCGCGGGCGCAUGCCGGAAGCCGCCUUUCCCAGUUACCGCCCGGGCGACAGCGGGAUUCUCCGCGGCGGGAGGCGGCCCGGCGGGCCCAUGUCCGGGCAGUUCCCCGGCCCGGGCAUGGGAAAGUCGGGCAUGAUUGGCCAGUCGGGGCUGAUCGGGCAGUCGGGAAUGUUUCCCCCGCCGUCGGCGAUCCCCCAGUCGGGGUCGUGGGGGGGGACUGCCCCGAACACGCCGAGCAUACCAAAAUCGAAUAUAGUGCAGAAAUCGAUGAUCAUGUGCAUGGAUCCGACGUGUAACAAAUGCCCCCCCGAGAUGCACGCGCUGCGGAACCGGAAGCUCAUGGCGGCGGCUAUUGACGAGUUCCCGCAGCCGCUGGCGUCGAAAGACGGGCGCGGCGGGGGGAGGCGGGGGAGCGACGGGGCCGGGGACGGGGGAGGCGACGGCGGAGGACGUGGCGGAGGAGGAUUGGACGACUUUGAGUACGAUUUCGACGAGUUUGAUUUUGAGGAUGACGAGGAGUAUGACGAGGAGACGGGCGGGAAGAGAACCAUCAUUCGCUGCUGCGGCCUGCCAUGCUUUGUCUUCACCAGCCGGGGCAAGCGCCGGUCGCCCAUGCUGGGCUUUUUCCGGUUCGUGGAAGGUUUGGUGCAACCCGUGGGCAUUCUCAACCCGCACUCCAGGUUCGUGGCGCAGUGGAACAAGUGGUUCAUGGUGACGUGCAUCUUUGGCUUCUGUAUCGACCCCUGGUUCCUCUUCACGCUGCUCACCAUGUUCUCGCCCUCCAAGGUCACCCUUUGUCUGGACAUCAACUACCCUGCAGCCAUCACCCUCACUGUGAUGCGUUCAAUCGUGGAUCUCAUGUAUCUUAUAAACAUAUUCAUACAGUUCCGCAUGGCCUAUUUCGCCCCAGCGCCCAGCAACCGCUCCUACAGGUGGAGCUGCCUGCGCUGGUGGUACGCGGAGACCUCUCAGCUGGAACCGGGGGACAUGGAGACGGACACGAGGGUGAUUGCCAUGCGCUACCUCAAGUCCUGGUUCCUCGUGGACCUCGUCUCCACCUUCCCCAUCCCCCAGAUCUUCAUCCUGGGAAUCGUCCCAGCGCUGGGCAAGAGCGUGGCCACAGCAGCCAACACGUGGAUCGCGGUCCUCACCCUCCUCGCGCUCUGCAUUCAGAACGUCCCCCGUGCCGCGCGCUUCUUCCCGCUGCUGGCGGGCACGGCGCCGCAUGUGACGGGCUUUGUGUUUGAGACCGCGUGGGCCAAUUUCCUCCUCAACCUGGUGUUCUACCUCAUGGCGUCGAAUUUCGUGGGAGGAGUGUGGUACAUCCUGGCUGUCGAUCGUUUCAGCGAGUGCCUGCAAAACGUCUGUGCCAACACCAAGGGCUGCAACCCCACCUACCUCUACUGCGCCAACACCAACGCCCCAGUCACCACCGUCGCCUCUGCGGACCUCUUCUCACCGCAAUACAGCAACACGAACGUCACCACAUGCCUGUACACCCCGGGGGACGACAAGACGACACAGUCGCCCAUCCCGUACGGGGUGUUUGCAAAUGCCAUCCCGCUCACGGCGAGCCGGGACGUGGUCUCCAACUACCUCUACUCCUUCUUCUGGGGCCUGCAGCAAGUGAGCACGCUGUGUGGAAACCUGGUGCCGUCGCGGUGGGACGUUGAGGUGCUAUUCGUUAUCGUCGUAACAAUCAUCGGUCUGCUGCUGCUGGCUCUCCUCAUCGGCAACAUCUCCAACUACCUCCAGUCGCUCAACAGAAGGUCAUUCGAAUAUCAGCUUCAGCGCCACGACAUCGACUCGUGGAUGCAGCGCAGGAACCUUCCCGUUGACCUCCAGAAGCAAGUGCAGGCGCAGCUGCGGCUGCAGUGGGCGGCGACUAGAGGCGUGGACGAGGCAGAGCUGCUGGACAGCUUCUCGGACUCCAUUCAGAUCGACCUCCGCCGCUCGCUGUGCCUCGAGCUGCUACAAUGCUCCAAGCUGUUUUGUGCCAUGGAGCCGCCAGUCCUGGACGCCUUCUGUGCGCGGCUGCAGCAGCAGAUCUACACAGCAGGUUCAAUGAUCAUACGAGAGGGCUACCCCGUGUCGCGAAUCUUCUUUGUCCUCCGCGGCGAGCUCGAGAGCUUCUCAACGUUCGGCGGGCACACGGGGAUGGUGGACACUGUGGUGCUGGGCAAGGGCGACUUCCUGGGCGAGGAGCUUCUGGUGGAAUGUCUCGAGAGGCUGUCGAGUGCCAGUGGGAAGGGCUCGGGGCGAUCCCUUACCAUGAGGAGAUCCAUCUCUGCCACGCCAUCGCUCACCAGCUCUGCCAAUCUGUCCCAGCCAUCAGUAGACGUCUUGCCAACAGCGCAGCGCUCGGUGCGCUGCCUGGGGCCCGUCGAAGGGUACUCGUUAGAGGCUGCAGAUGUGGCGUCUGUGUGCAAGCAGUUUGCACGCAUGCUCUGCACCAACACCAUUCAGCGCGCCCUUAACGAAAUAUGCUACAACAGACGAACGCACGCCGCCCGCACGAUCCAGCUGGCGUUCCGGCGGUACUUGAGGCGAAAGCUCGGUCUCUCUGUAGAGGAUGUAUUUAAAGCGGUUCGGAACAGGCGCAUGGCGGCGGUGCUUAACAAAGCACAGGAGAUACGAGCUAAUAGUGCGCUUAAUGGUACUGCUGCUGCUGCCGCUGCUUUGGCCGUUGCUGCUGCUGGGAGUGCGAGUGUGGCCGCAAGUGGGAGGAGCAGUGAUUCGGAGAAGGCAAGGGGGGAGGAGGAGAAAGGGGAGAAGGGAGAAGGGAAGGUGAGGUUUGCUGUGGAUAAAGGAGACAGUGGGCGCGACAAAAAAUCGGAGUAA